CAUUUUACACACACGCAGGUAUCUGACCUAAUAACAGGUGCAUUUCCAAAGCUAGCAAGUGUUUCUGGUGGCUGGGUACUCCAGAAAAGCUCAGGAUGUCUCUGAAGAAGAAACUCCAGAAGAGGAUUGCACAGUGUACCAGCAAUAAGGAAACUACACCAACAAAAGAGACACAGUGUUUCCAAAGCUGCGAAGACAUUUUAAAUUGCAUCAGCUCCCAAGUUGAUGAUGUGGACACAUUUUCUGUAUGUGUAUCUCGACGUGACAUCUUCCAAUGAGGCAUGCAGCAAUGGCAACGGCAAAAAAAAGCUUCCCCCAAAAGUAAACUGAAAGUCACUUUUUUUGGGGAAGCAGGUGUUGAUACUGGUGCCUUAAGGAAAGAAUUCUUAACAGAAAUGCUUUCAGAAAUUGAAAGGAAGCUGUUUGUCUGUAAUGGUGAUGGAAAAGGGAAAAAUCCUGUUUACUGUUUGAACAGCUUAGACCAGAAGUAUUUCAGGGUUGCUGGAGAAAUAAUGUCAGUGAGUCUGGCUCAAGGUGGGCCCCCACCUUCCUUUCUUCGUGAGUGGUGCUAUCAGUACCUGUGCUCUGGUGAUGCUGACCACUUACAGGUCUGUACCAGUGAUGUUUUAGAUAUGGAGAUGUCCCUGCUUAUUGCAAAGGUUAAUGAUGCCACUGAAGACAACAUAACAGACCUGACUGAUGAAAUUAUAAACUGUGGAUACACAGGAGUUGUGUCUCUGGAAAAGAAGGAUCGUAUUGUCAGAGCUAUUGUACUUCAUUACACCAUGAUGGUUCUCCCUAUGCUGGAUCAGCUCAGAAAAGGUCUCCAGCUUUACGAUCUAUUGGUUCUCAUGGAGAAGUAUCCUGACAUCUGCCUUCCUCUGUUUGUUCCAGUCCAUUCUGAUGACAGAGUCAACUCUACCUUCAUAAUGGAAAAUUGCAAAACUCUAUUCAGUGAGAAGGGUUCUGUCAGGUAUAGCAACGAAAUAUGCAUCAUGAACUUUUUCCAGGAUUACCUGCAGGACAUUGAGGAUCAUGAAGAUGACAAGAAUGUGGAUGAGAGCCAAGCAAAAAUCACUGUUGGCAGGGUUAUGCAGUGGAUUACCGGACAAAGUCACAAACCUAUUCUCCCAGGAGAAAAGGAAGAGUUCAAGAUACUUGUUAAAUUCAAUCAUGACUGUGAUGUAGACCAUACUGUAUGCUUUCCAGUUGUGAGUGCAUGUUCUAGCACAAUAAUAUUUCCAACCGCUCAUGCAAAGACCUUUGAGGAUUUCAAAAACAUUAUGGAUUUAGCUUUAUGUUUAUGUCAUUCGACAGGGAGCGUCAACUCUGUGCAGGCUUUCUUUGACACGACUCCACUGAACUCUGUGUCCUUCUGCUUGUAG
Brienomyrus brachyistius is the source of this 1385-nucleotide messenger RNA. RefSeq lists its product as uncharacterized. The record is from RefSeq and is a predicted model, not a curated record. NCBI's taxonomy places the organism in Eukaryota, Metazoa, Chordata, Actinopteri, Osteoglossiformes, Mormyridae. The transcript is spliced from 12 exons. Gene Ontology annotation, molecular function: ubiquitin-protein transferase activity. Bases 282 to 1385 code for a protein of 367 amino acids.